This is a messenger RNA of Callorhinus ursinus (northern fur seal), 3250 nucleotides long. It is a transcript of the gene RNF14, whose product is annotated as ring finger protein 14. The record is from RefSeq and is a predicted model, not a curated record. Gene Ontology annotation, biological process: protein ubiquitination. Gene Ontology annotation, molecular function: zinc ion binding; protein binding; ubiquitin-protein transferase activity. Lineage: Eukaryota; Metazoa; Chordata; Mammalia; Carnivora; Otariidae.
CGCGCUCCGGGCACGCGAGGCAGAGAAGAGCGGCCGGGCCGGGACUGCUCAGUGGGCCCGAGCCCCCCAAAUCCUGGACGGGGCGUCCCCAGCCGGGCCGGGCUGAGAUCCCACCCCACCUGGGGCGUCCAGAGGAGGAAGGGGAAGGUCCAGGCCCUGCUCGUUGGGGACGCCCGGGGCCGGCUCACACCUCCCACGUUCGUACAGCGCCCUCUGUGUCCAAGGGCUGGGGCAGGUAGCGAGGCUGGGGCUUGCCCCCAGGUUGUAGAUGGCAGGAUUUCUAUAGUAUAUCUAGCAUGAGUUCCAGAUCUUGGCCUUUUAUCCAACUUCAACAGUCUCAUCUCCACCUUCUGGAGGAUAAAUGGGAUUUGCAUAAAUUCCAAAUUCUGAACUGAAAAGCAGACCGCAUUGUUAAUAUCUUUUUCUUCUGGUUGUUAUUAACAGCUCCUCAGAAAAUUAAAUGUCGUCAGAAGAUCGAGAAGCUCAGGAGGAUGAAUUGCUGGCCCUGGCGAGUAUUUAUGAUGGAGAUGAAUUUAGAAAAGCAGAGUCUGUGCAAGGUGGAGAAACCAGGAUCUAUUUGGACCUGCCACAAAAUUUCAAGAUAUUUGUGAGCGGCAAUUCAAAUGAGUGUCUCCAGAAUGGUGGCUUUGAAUACACCAUUUGCUCUCUGCCUCCACUUGUGCUGAACUUUGAACUGCCACCAGAUUAUCCAUCCUCCUCCCCACCUUCAUUCACACUUAGUGGCAAAUGGCUGUCACCAACUCAGCUCUCUGCCCUCUGCAAGCAUUUAGACAACCUGUGGGAAGAACACCGUGGCAGUGUGGUCCUGUUUGCUUGGAUGCAGUUCCUUAAGGAAGAGACCCUAGCAUACCUGAAUAUUGUCUCUCCGUUUGAGCUCAAGAUGGGUUCUCAGAAAAAGGUUCAGAGAAGGACGGCUCAGGCCUCUGCCAGCACAGAGCUAGAUUUUGGAGGAGCUGCUGGAUCGGAUGCAGAUCAAGAGGAGGCUGUGGAUGAGAGAGCUGUACAGGAUGUGGAAUCGUUGUCCAGUCUGAUCCAGGAAAUCUUGGACUUUGAUCAAGCUCGGCAGAUAAAAUGCUUUAACAGUAAAUUGUUCCUGUGCAAUAUCUGUUUCUGUGAGAAGCUGGGUAGUGAGUGCAUGUACUUCUUGGAGUGCAGGCAUGUGUACUGCAAAGCCUGUCUAAAGGACUACUUUGAAAUCCAGAUCAGAGACGGCCAAGUUCAGUGCCUCAACUGCCCAGAACCCAAGUGCCCUUCGGCGGCCACUCCUGGUCAGGUCAAAGAGCUAGUGGAAACAGAGUUAUUUGCCCGUUACGACCGCCUUCUCCUCCAGUCCACCUUGGACCUGAUGGCAGAUGUGGUGUACUGUCCCCGCCCGUGCUGCCAGUUGCCUGUGAUGCAGGAGCCCGGCUGCACCAUGGGCAUCUGCUCCAGUUGCAAUUUUGCCUUCUGUACCUUGUGCAGAUUGACUUACCACGGGGUCUCUCCAUGUAAGGUGACUGCAGAGAAAUUAAUGGACUUACGAAAUGAGUACCUGCAAGCAGAUGAGGCCAAUAAAAGAUUUUUGGAACAGAGGUAUGGUAAGAGGGUGAUUCAGAAGGCACUGGAAGAGAUGGAAAGCAAGGAAUGGCUAGAAAAGAACUCAAAGAGCUGCCCGUGCUGUGGGACUCCCAUAGAGAAAUUAGAUGGCUGUAACAAGAUGACAUGUACUGGCUGUAUGCAGUAUUUCUGCUGGAUUUGCAUGGGUUCUCUCUCUAGAGCAAACCCUUAUAAACAUUUCACUGAUCCUGCUUCCCCGUGUUUUAACCGGUUGUUCCAUGCUGUGGAUGUUAAUGGAGAUAUUUGGGAAGAUGAGAUUGAAGACUAAUUAACUCCUCCUACUCAAGAUAAGGAAGUGGAAUGGUUUGCCCUAAUCUUUUGUCGCGUACACAAAAUAACUUUGCAGGAUAUUUAGGGUACUGUUAAUUCACUCUUCCUUUGUAGAAGAUGUGGAAGAACAAGGUUUAUAUUUUCGUGUGGUACUACUGAUCAAGGCACAUUCUUAUGUUUUUCAGUGUAACAUAGAGAAAAUUAUAAGCCAAAGGUUCAGAAAAUGAAAACUAGAGAAUAUUAAAUACUACAGUGUGCCCGAAGCUCUGAAUAGUUAAAAAGUAAAUAUUUAUUUUCUUCCCCAAGCUUUAGGUGAGGAGAGGAGUAAAGCAUUAAAAUUAUAGUCCUUUUUAUCUGAAAGCAUCCCUCUAAGGCAUUGUGUGGGAGUCCCCUCAGUACUACUCCUUAUAACUGGGCUGGGUAGAAGGAAGCCUUAUUAAAAUUGUACUGAGAGCCUGAUCUCAUUAACUCCGUGUUACAUUCCUUUGAACCUACGUUUCUGCCAAGUUAGUUUUCUUUGGAGGAAGCCCUUUACUCUAACUGAUUGGAUGGCCCAGUGUCAUUUUGAUCUACUGCUUUUCAGAAUAGAAAUUUAUAGAUAAUUUAAAAAAUAUUUUUAAUGCCACAAACACUGUGGGUCACGUGGUAUUUAUUAGUGGUGUGCAGUCCACUGGUUUUGAGCCAAGUCUAGAAUAUAAUGAUACUGGCCCAGAAGAAUGUUAGUCCCAUUCAGCUCUUCUGGGCCAUAGAGCCUAGAUUCAAAAUGACUUGUCUUUGCUACCUUUUGUUCUACCUUCUCUCCCUUCACUCUUACCCUACCUUCCAUCUGGAAGGACAAUUUUAAUAUUAACUCCAGCAGCUCAUAUUUUUAUUUCUGCUGGAGUAAGAAAAAGCCAAGUAUAUUCCCAAGCUGAACAAGCUGUACGUUCUUGAAUUACCUCCAUUUUGAACUCCACACCAUUGUAGUUCCAGUCCUCAUUUUCUGUAUACUUUUUAAAGGUCUUCUCUAAUGAGCUACGGAAAUUUGGCUUCCUACCCUUUUUUGUAACAGCACUGUUUGGGGGGAUAAUUUUAAUUCCUAGAUCCCUGUUUCUGGGUUUUGAUGGCUUUUUGAAAAAUUGUCUUUCCUUAUGGUUUGGUGAAUGGCUUGGUAGCAAAAUAAGAUUGUUUGAAAAAGAAGACAGAGGCAUACAGCUUCAGCUAUGAACAUGUUCUUUUUUCCCAAAUUGUCAUUGAAAAUUGGGGAAUCACUUUUAACCAUUUUAUGUGUGUGUGUAUAUCCAGAGUCAGCGAAGACUGUUUCUGGAUUGUCAAUGAGGCUGCUUAAUCUUAAAAUAAAAGUAAUUUAAAAAUUGUCUUAUAA